Brugia malayi is the source of this 162-nucleotide messenger RNA. It is a transcript of the gene Bma-rpl-39, whose product is annotated as 60S ribosomal protein L39, putative. The record is from RefSeq and is a predicted model, not a curated record. NCBI's taxonomy places the organism in Eukaryota, Metazoa, Nematoda, Chromadorea, Rhabditida, Onchocercidae. Bases 1 to 162 code for a protein of 53 amino acids. Gene Ontology annotation, molecular function: structural constituent of ribosome. Gene Ontology annotation, cellular component: ribosome; cytosolic large ribosomal subunit. Gene Ontology annotation, biological process: translation. The transcript is spliced from 2 exons.
AUGGCGGCACAUAAAACAUUCAUUAUUAAGCGUAAAUUGGCUAAAAAGGCGAAGCAAAAUAGGCAAGUACCGUUGCCUCAAUGGGCUCGCAUGAAAACAGGAAGUAAGAUUCGUUACAAUGCGAAAAGAAGACACUGGCGCCGAACAAAGCUGAAGUUGUAA